AGAGUGCAAACAGCUUAUGUGGAUUCAGCUGUCAGUUGUGGACUUUUCCCUUUGUAAUGACUCUUUGAAAGGGUCUCCUUUAAUCAGCCAUUCCUGUACCACAUAAGAACUUAUCCUACCCCACAGUACUUUUAUUUAUAUACCAACCUAAACCAUCGUUGUGAGACCAAAUUAUACUACUAGAACAUCUGGGUUCAUUCUGUUUUUUGGAAAAGUUUUUAUUGUGAAUGAGCGAUUUACAAAGAAAGAAGACUGUUCUAAAUGUCAUUAUUUUCGUGGCAUUCAUGUAACACAGUAUUGACCAAACCUUAUAGGUGACUCAGCAGUGAAGCAGCCAUGGCAGCAUCCAACUGGGGACUUAUCAUGAACAUAGUCAACAGUAUUGUGGGGGUCAGUGUGCUGACAAUGCCAUUCUGUUUCCAACAGUGUGGCAUACUCCUGGGCACUCUGCUUCUUAUGUUGUGCACCUGGAUGGCGCACCAUUCCUGCAUGUUCCUUGUGAAAUCAGCCAGUGUUAGCAAACGCAGGACAUAUGCUGGCCUUGCUUUUCAUGCCUAUGGAAAAGUCGGGAAAAUGAUGGUGGAAACCAGUAUGAUUGGGCUAAUGCUAGGAACCUGCAUUGCUUUUUAUGUUGUGAUUGGUGAUCUUGGCUCCUCAUUCUUCGCAAGAUUAUUUGGGCUUGAGGUGAGCGAAGGAUUCCGUGUGUUUCUUCUAUUUUCAGUCUCCUUAUGUAUUGUGCUCCCCCUCAGCUUGCAGCGGAACAUGAUGGCUUUCAUUCAGUCCUUCAGUGCUAUGGCUCUUAUGUUCUACACUGUGUUCAUGUUUGUGAUUGUGCUGUCUUCUUUUAAACAUGGACUUUUCAGUGGACAGUGGUUGAAACACGUGAGUUACAUUCGCUGGGAAGGUGUUUUCCGCUGCAUUCCAAUCUAUGGCAUGUCAUUUGCUUGCCAAUCUCAAGUCCUGCCAACGUAUGACAGCCUGGAUGACCCAUCCGUUAAAAUAAUGAGUUCCAUCUUUGCUCUAUCCCUAAAUGUUGUGACCACAUUCUAUAUAACGGUUGGCUUCUUUGGUUAUGUUAGCUUUCCUGAAACCAUUGCUGGGAAUGUGCUUGUGAACUUCCCUUCCAAUCUAGUGACAGAGAUGAUCAGAGUGGGCUUCAUGAUGUCUGUAGCAGUUGGUUUUCCAAUGAUGAUCCUGCCCUGUAGGCAAGCCCUGAACACCCUUUUAUUUGAGCAGCAGCAAAAGGAUGGGACAUUUACUGCAGGAGGAUAUAUGCCGCCAUUACGAUUUAAAAUCCUUACACUGGUUGUAGUGUUUGGUACGAUGCUGGGUGGCAUACUCAUACCAAAUGUGGAGACAAUUCUGGGUCUUACGGGAGCAACCAUGGGAAGUCUGAUUUGCUUAAUUUGCCCUGCUCUCAUCUAUAAGAAGAUCCACAAGAAAGGUCUUGCGUCUCAGUUUAUCCUGGGAGUAGGACUUUUGAUUUUGGUGAUAAGCACUUACACUACUUUAACAGUGACUGAGGAGCCAACACAAAUCAAAUCGGAACUGCUGGAAAGAAUUGAUCUAAAGGAGGAAAAGGAUCCUGAGCAAAUUAAUUCUCAAAAAUCAGAUGAAAAGGCCAAAGUGGAACAACCAGGUGAUAACAGGGAUAAACCCAAGUUGCCUCCCAAGAACCCAGAAGAAGAGCAAAUUAAGGGACCUAUAGAGGGUCCUCAAAAAGAAAAGGACACAAAGAAGCAGGAGGAGGUACAGCUAGAUCGGCCUGAUCAAGGGGACAUUGCAGUACCUGUGGGAGAGGCCCAUAGACAUGAGCCACCUAUACCCCAAGAUGAGGUAGCUGUUGAUGAGAAGAAAGACCAGGGAGAAAGAGAGGAGAAGAAAGAAUCUGUGGUGGACAUUAACAGUACUGAAAAGAAAGAUAAGCAACAAAUAAACUUGGAAAAAGAGCCAGAAAUAAAAGACCAGGCUGAGGCCAACAAGGGCAUAAAUGAGCCUGUGCCACAGAAGCCACCACAAGAAGUGGAUGACCCUAAUAAGCAGCAGCUGGUGAAUCCUCCAACCCCAAGAUUAAAAGAGCAGCCUCCAUUCAAGGACCUGGAAGGUAUCAUUAAGGAUCUGGCUGUUCCUGUGGAAAUCAAGAAAAAUGCAGAGAUUGCAGAAGAGAAAGACAACAAUGAUUUUGCUAAUCCUGUAAAGGCCAUAGAGAAUCCACCCAUUAAAGAUGAGAAAAAUGAGCAAAUACCUGGUGACCCUGGGAAAGAAUCACACGUGGAACCAAAAGCAGAAGAUAAUCAAGCAGAAGCUGGGAAGGCAGAGCUGCUGGACCAUGCAUUUUUACUACAAGUAAUCAAGGAGCAGCAGGUGCAGCAAAAGCGUUUGUUGGAUCAGCAGGAAAAACUCCUGGAAGUAAUAAAAGAGCAGCACAUGGAAAUUCACCAGCAGAAGGGGGAUGAAGAUCAACAAGAUAAACUUGAAGGCAAUAUAGCAGACAAAAAUAAGGAGGAGCUGAAAGCAGAAGCCAGAGUGGCACAGAAGCCACUAGAGGGGGACAAGUUGGAGAAUGUAGGAGAAGUGAAUGCCAAGGUGGAUAAACCUGCAGUAGAGGAGCAUGUAGUUGUGGUGGAAAAAGAACAACCGGCUUUGAAUCAAGUGGUUAAGGGAAAUGUGCCAGAUGUAAAAAAGAAUGACCAUAAGAUUGAAGCUCCCAAAAUUAAUGUAGAGGAAGUGAAAGUGCCAAUUUCAGCUGGCAAACACAAAAAACAAUCUGUACAGGAAAACCUUAUUCACCAACAAGAUGUUGACCAGGGAGCUAGUGAUAACUAUAAGCAGCGGGAGAAAGCAGUGGCUGCAAAUAAAGAUUAUGUUCUUGGGCACAUUAUCCAGCAGGAAACUGCAAAUCCAAUAGAUCCUAUAACACUACCAGACCUACAGGACAAAUUGGGAAAAUUAGCAUUGCAUCAGACUGAACCAAAACAGAAACCUGUUAAAAUAGCUGGCAUAGGAGAGAAAAAGCUUGGUGCUGUGCAAGAAGAAAAAAUACUGGUUCAGAAAGGACAAGAAGCACAGGCUGAUAAGGUGAUACAGGAUAAUUACAAUCCAGUGCCAGACCAUGGACUGCAUGAAAAUAAUAAUGCUGAUGCACCUGCAACCAUUAAUGUUGAAGCCAAGAAAGAACAUAUUGAAAAGCCAAAAGAUGGAGCUGUCCUAGAGCAUGAUGAGGGUAAGCAAAACAGAGAUCUGAAACUGCAGAAUGAUAUGGAUUUGAGAAGAAAAAAGAGAGAUUUGGCUUUGGUACAGCAAGAAAAUGAUGGAGCACAGAUAAUCAGUUUCCAUCCUGUGCCCAACCUAAAAGUAAACGACCUGCGUGGUGCUCUUGAGGCGCGACUCAAUCAAAUGGUUGAUGGAGGGUUACAGGUUGUUCAGAGCCGGAAAAUCAAACAGUUAAUAGAUGAAGAAAAGAAUAGAUGAGCACAAAGAAAACCGCAUGUAAUAAUUUUACUAGAAACUGAAAAUUUAUAAAGCUUCUGUAAGGUUCAUGAUUGUGCACACACAACCAAUAAACAAUCUAUGACUUGAACAGUAUUAAAGGGGUUGUUCACCUUCAAACAACUAGUUGUUUUCAGAUAGAUCACCCGAAAUAAACACUUUUUCCAAUUACUUUCUAUUUUCUAUGUGUCACUGUUUUUCUAAUAUUGAAGUGUAAAGUGUAAUUUUCACAUUAUAAAGCAGCUCUGGUGGGGGGGGGGGUGGCCGACCCUGUGAACUGUCCUAAAUUGAUACAUUUACUUGAUACAUUUUUUAUCUUUGUCCCUGCUGAACAGAAUCUCUGGGUUUCAUUACAGGCAGCUGUUAGACAUGAUACAAUAGUUGUUAAUACUCCAGAGAUGCUGCUGAAAAAUGUAUCAACUAACUGUUGAAAAUUGUAACAGUUUAGAGUCUGUCCCUGAGUUACUGAGCUGUCAGACUGAAACACCAGGGACAGGAAUAUUCAAUUCUAAACUUAGAUGGUGGAACAACAGUAAAAAGUAAUAAUGGAAAGUAAUUGAAAAAAGUCUUUAUUUCUGGGGAACAAUCUGAAAACAACUGAACUGAAAAAGUGUUUGGAGUUGAACAACCCAUUUUAACUGUGUGUGUUACAGGGUCUUGAAAAUCCCAUCCUUCCUUUAAAAAAGUCCUAUUAAAUCAAUACUAGAAUUGUCUGGUAUUGCAGAGGAGGCUGCAAUUGCUGCCAGCCAGAAUAUUGUCCUUGGGGUGGAAAACAACUCGCAGUCUUUAUUGGUUUUAAGAAAACACAGUAUCAUAAACCUUGAAAGGAACGCCCAUUAAUAUGCUGCAGUGACAACAGGUCUAGAAAUAGUAUACUAUAUUUGAACAUGGGUCUUUGAGCUAUAAUCUAGGGAGCAAAAGUACUCCUCCCCAAGGUCUAUGUGAUGUAUAUGUUGGUCGCAAGCUUGUUGACCGUGUUUUACACAGUUACCAAAAUUAGAAUAGAGUUGUCUAACUGUAGUGCCCAGCUGCUGUCAGUUGGACUGCCAGGUAGACAUCUCUGCUUUAGCUUAAAUAUUAAGUGUUUACACUAAUGAUUUGUAGUUCUGUCUAAUAGGAUGACGUAACAUAAUGAAUUUUAUGAGGUAGUGCACAAUAGAAACGAUAGUACCACCUACUGUUGAAUUAUCCUGACUAGCCACAUGUAGCAGAAUACUUUGUGAGCAGGGCAAAAUCGUGUAAUGUUGCUUACUAGAUUCACUAGUCCGUUCUAAGCAGAGGAACAUCACACCUCUGCUUAUUAAUUUAUUUUUUUGCUAACUGUGGCUGGUCAGCAGUCAGAAUCAUUUUCUGCCAACUGUGGCUGGUUGGCAGACUCGAAAGAUAGGUGGUUGUUGUUUUAAUUUCACUAUAUUCCUGUAAAAACUGUGACUAUAUUGAAAA
This is a messenger RNA of Xenopus laevis (African clawed frog), 4932 nucleotides long. RefSeq names its product solute carrier family 38 member 10 S homeolog (gene slc38a10.S). Gene Ontology annotation, biological process: amino acid transmembrane transport; L-alpha-amino acid transmembrane transport. Gene Ontology annotation, cellular component: membrane. NCBI's taxonomy places the organism in Eukaryota, Metazoa, Chordata, Amphibia, Anura, Pipidae. The record is from RefSeq and is marked provisional. Gene Ontology annotation, molecular function: L-amino acid transmembrane transporter activity.